Rasamsonia emersonii CBS 393.64 is the source of this 1674-nucleotide messenger RNA. Its product is annotated as C2H2 transcription factor. The transcript has 5 exons. NCBI's taxonomy places the organism in Eukaryota, Fungi, Ascomycota, Eurotiomycetes, Eurotiales, Trichocomaceae. Gene Ontology annotation, cellular component: nucleus. The record is from RefSeq and is a predicted model, not a curated record. The coding region runs from base 1 to 1674 and encodes 557 amino acids. Gene Ontology annotation, molecular function: DNA-binding transcription factor activity, RNA polymerase II-specific; RNA polymerase II cis-regulatory region sequence-specific DNA binding. Gene Ontology annotation, biological process: regulation of transcription by RNA polymerase II.
AUGUCUCUGCCAGAGCUGGGCGAGUUCUGCCUGGACUGCCAUUGGGAGGCCUUGGAUGCUACUCCAGCGAGAAUGUCGAUGCUCCCGCCGGGUGCCGUCGCCCCCGACCAAUGGGCCUGCCAUCGUGACGAGCACAGCACCAGCUGUGGCAUCGACGACUCCUGCUGCAAGGUCGACAAUUGCUCGCUGAACUGCUCCUCCGUCUGCGAUGGCUUCGUCGACUGCGACAACUCCACCGUCUGCUCCGAGUCGCACUGCGACGACGUCAACUGCGGGAACACGGGGCCCAUCUGCUUCGACAAGAACUGCUUCGGCGACUCCCAGAGCGUCGACCACAGCAUUGCCGAUUUUCUGGCCCAGGAUGCCUCCCUGACGUGGGACCCCUCGGCAUUCCUGCCGCCCACAUCGGGGGAACAAAGCCAGAAUCCUCAGUCCAGUGAAGCCGAGACGCAAUUGCCCAAGGGUUCCGGGGACGAACAAACCCCCGACGCACAGCUGGCCUUUUCUCAGCCUUCUCACAGUCACGCAUGUCAUGGUUUCUCUAAAGACAACGUCGGGCUCUGGAGCCCUGCCUACUCCAGCCAGACGGAUCUGACUAACGUGGAUAUGUAUGACAUGCUUGGAGCCUCCUCCGGUGUGCCUAAUGUUCAACAGGGACAGCCGAAUGGCGGCAACUUUGAGAAGCUGCCUUGCUUCGUAGGCAACGGUGCCCCCUCGUGCUCGGAUGCUGGGUAUCAGCAUCUCGGCUGCUAUCUCAGAAACUCGGGCGAUACCGGCCUGCAGCAAUUCUCUCGUGCGCAGUCGCAAGCCCGGGUCCACCGUCAUCUCCACAGCCACUCUCAUCACCGAGUCUCCCACUACGCACGGCAUUCCCGGUGCAGCGACAGUUCUCAUCUCCUGUCGAGUCCUGUCGAAACUCCCCCGCCGCUAGAUGGCGGGACAUCUUCGAUUUUGACGAGCCCCACGACAGCGUUGGCCGACGACGAUGAGUCGCACGUGUGCCGAUGGACGUUGGAUCGGGCUGGGACGAAAUCGGUCUGUGGGGCUUUCUUUGCGGAUGCCAGUGCUCUGCAACAACACCUGGUCACGGAGCACAUCGAUCCUGUUGAUGGAGCGAAGGGUUACGGGUAUUACUGUCGGUGGGAAGGCUGUCACCGGCCGGACGAGCCGUUCUCUCAAAAGUCCAAGCUGCAGGGACACUUUUUAACCCACAGUAACUCUUUAAAUGCUCCGUGUGCGGGAAGUUGUUUGCAAGACAGGCGACUCUCGAGCGACAUGAGCGAAGCCAUCGCGGCGAAAAGCCCUACAAAUGCCAAGAGUGUGGGAAAGCGUUUACCGACAGCAGCGAGCUCAGUAUGUGUACUGUCGAUUGUGGUGUUGGCCAGGCUAACAGCAGCAGAAACGCAUACCCGUACCCAUACGGGUGAGAAGCCGUUCAAAUGUACCUUUCCGGGGUGCAACUUUCAGACGGGUGAUUCAUCCAAUAUGUCGAGUCACAAAUUAACACAUGGCGAACGCAAGCACAAAUGUAAUUUUCCUGGUUGUUCCAAAAGUUUUACUCGUCCUGACCAGCUCAAACGCCACCAAAAGACCACCCACAAACUCGACACCCCGGCAGUGUCAACCCCAGCCAUCGAUCGAUCUCCUUUUCCAUCCGUAGCAGCUACAUCGUAA